AUGAGGGGAGAGCUGCGUGAUCAAGGAUUGCGAUUUGCAGGCGCCUGGGUACUAGGGACUGUUCCAUUUGUGAUGAACAGCCGGCAGAGGAUGGCAACGCGCCAGAAGGAGCGCUUCACCGAGCUGCGCGACAUGUACCUCGAGAUGGACUACGACGUCAUGCGGAACAAUGAGCGCAUGGAUCAUGAACAACAGGAGGCUUUGCAUGCUGUGAGGACUGACAGGUCUCUGGACGCCUGUGUCAUGUUCAUCGCUUCGCUUCUGUUGCCCCGCAAGACGCCGACAGAGUUAUACCGUGAGGAGCCAGGCGAGCCUCGUCAGGGCAGCCAGCAACCAGAUAUUUUCUGGCUGGACGCGACACCAAUGCGACAGCCAGGGGGGCAGGAGCAAGAGAAGGAGAGGGAAAAGGCAAAUGGUGAGGAGAUGGCGGAGCCGGUUAUAAAAAACUCGCUCCUUCCGAACAACUUCAUUUCACGUGUUUGGAUCGGCCCUAAUGUCCGAUUAGGUUACAUAAGUUGGCCCAUGGGGAACCGAUAUACUCUCCAGUUGAACACAGAUAUAAAAAUUCAUACGGUUGUAGUGCUUGGGCUGGCUUCGCUCACCACACACUCCUUCGCUCCGCUGAAUUAG
Molecule: messenger RNA, 630 nt
Organism: Pyricularia oryzae 70-15
Lineage: Eukaryota; Fungi; Ascomycota; Sordariomycetes; Magnaporthales; Pyriculariaceae
Exons: 2
Coding region: 1-630 (209 amino acids)
Source: RefSeq, a predicted model, not a curated record